Messenger RNA from Pelmatolapia mariae (spotted tilapia), 2125 nucleotides. RefSeq names its product N-fatty-acyl-amino acid synthase/hydrolase PM20D1.2-like. Gene Ontology annotation, biological process: amino acid metabolic process. The record is from RefSeq and is a predicted model, not a curated record. Gene Ontology annotation, molecular function: hydrolase activity, acting on carbon-nitrogen (but not peptide) bonds, in linear amides; metallocarboxypeptidase activity. The coding region runs from base 57 to 1625 and encodes 522 amino acids. The transcript is spliced from 13 exons. Lineage: Eukaryota; Metazoa; Chordata; Actinopteri; Cichliformes; Cichlidae.
UUCAGCCUACAGUCACAGUCAAGUCGACGAGUUCCGGGGUAAACACAACUGCUACAAUGACUGAGUCGGGUUCAAAGUUAAGAAUAUUUAAGUUUUUAAAGAUAAUUAUUAGCAGCUUGCUUAUUACAGUCCUAUUGUUAUUUACAAUAGCGGCUAUCAGGACUUUCUCACUGGACGUUAACGCCGGACUUCAACUCGCACACUGGGAAAAGACGAAUAACAAAUCGCUCGUCAUUGACCACCAUCAGAGAGAGGAGCUCCUAGCAAAUUUUAAAGAGGCAAUCCGCAUCCCCACCGUGUCAUUCUCAAAUACAGAAAGCAACACCACUGCGCUGCUUGAAUUUGACAGAUUCCUCCGAAAAGCCUUCCCUAGAGUUUUCUCUUCUAGCUUGGUUCAUCAUGAAUUGGUGGCAAACUACAGCCACUUGUUUUGGGUGAAAGGAUCACAGCCUGAACUGGUUCCAUACAUGCUGCUGGCCCACAUUGAUGUAGUACCUGCUUCAGAGUCAGAUGGUUGGGAAGCGCCGCCAUUUUCUGCAAAGGAGAUUGAUGGCUUCAUCUACGGCAGAGGAACCAUAGAUGACAAAAACUCUCUAAUGGGAAUACUUCAGGCGCUGGAGUACUUGCUGUUAAAGGGCUAUGCUCCACGCAGGGGAUUUUACAUCGGUCUUGGUCAUGAUGAAGAAAUCAAUGGUCUCAAUGGAGCGAUGAACAUAGUGCGUGUUCUGAAGCAACGUGGUGUCCAGCUGUUGUUUGUCAUGGACGAGGGCCUGACUAUAUCUGAUGGAAUCAUUCCUGGUCUUGAAGGACCUGCUGCUCUAAUUGGGUUAAGUGAAAAAGGCCAGGCCGCUAUAAAGCUUAGUGUGUCUGUAGCCCCUGGUCACGCCUCGAUGCCUCCCAGGGAAACUAGCAUUGGGAUCUUAGCCACAGCAGUCAAAAGACUAGAGGACAACCCAAUGCCAAGGUUAUUUGGUUACGGCCCUGAAGGUGACACUUUUGAGCAUCUGGCCCACAAGUUCAGUUUCCCACUAAAGUUCAUAAUGUCGAAUUUGUGGCUCUUCUCUCCGCUCCUUAGCAGGAUACUUGAAAGAAAACCAAUAUCUAAUGCAUUUGUAAGGACUACCACAGCAGUCACCUUUUUUAAUGCAGGAGUAAAGAUAAAUGUUAUUCCUUCCCUUGCUGAAGCUUAUGUAAAUCUACGAAUUCACUCAGCGCAGUCGGUACAAGAGGUACUGGACAUCAUCAAGGAUACGGUGGGCGACCAGCGAGUGAAGGUAGAACUUGUUGAUGGAUUUGACCCUCUACCCAUCAGCGGUGCUGAUGAGAAGGUCUUUGGCUUCCAAAUUAUUAAGAAAACGGUGUUGGACUUGUUUCCAACAGUUACAGUUGCUCCAGGUAUCUGUAUUGGAAACACAGACAGUCGACACUUCGUCGACCUGACCAAAAAUAUUUAUCGCUUUUCCCCGGCUUGGUUUAAGCCAGGUGACCCUGAGAGAUUCCAUGGCAUCAAUGAAAGGAUUUCCACUAAGAACUACGAGGAGAUGAUUGUUUUUUACUUCAAUUUGAUCCAGAACUGUGAUGUUAGGAAGCUCCCUGAGCCCCACAGCUCUGUCCAUGAACUCUAAGCAAUUGACAACAUUGGUGAUAAGAUAAACACAUGAAUAGCAUACAAAAUGCAUUGAUAUUGCACUAAAUAACUUUUGCAUUAUAGAAUCAGAAACUACAAUUUUGCUAAUUUCAAAGUGGGAUGUACUUUUAUCUUUUAUGUGGACUACUGACUCUUUUCAGUGAUAUGUGAGUAGAUGGAGCACUGACCUUUCUGCAGUAAAAUCACUGUGAAUUGGCUAUCUAGAAUUUUGCAUUCAAGAUUAAGUUUUGGUGCUCUAUGCAGACUGAUGUACUAUUUUUUUUCUGAACUCUAUGGUGGUAUGAUAUGAUUUAAUUAACCAAUUAUUAUAUAUUUUUUAUUGUGGGACACUGAUAGUAGUGCAGUCAUAAAGAUACAUCUUAUGGCUUUUUGAUUUGGACCGCUCAUAAUGAAUGGUACUAAUGACAGCACUACCUACAGGGAUGCUUAACUUAAAUAAAAUACUGGACUUAAUGCUCAAAGAAUGCUGUGUUUUAC